UACGCAGUGCUGUGUGCUAUGUUUAUUUUUGCACGUCAUCAUUUUCGGAUCAGGCACUGUAGAAGCCACCGCCUUCUACUCCUCCAGCUGCUGACAACUUGCUGCUGCUGUUGAGUUGGCAUCUCGCUCGUGGCUGCCAGACCGUGUGAAGGGAAGGAAGCAAGAGGAGCUGCUUCUCAGUUUUCUGGACAAACAAAUUUUUGAAGAGGUUCAGCUUUUAAUCCAGAAUAAAAGGAGAUGACAUUCAGGAAAGUAAACAUUUUCAUCCUGGUCCUUGCUAUUGUUAUAUUUUUGUUAGUGCUGCAUCACAACAUACUAGGUCUCAGUGACCUCUUGAAAAGGGAAUUAUCAGAUUCAAAUCCAUUGGGUCUCCAACCAGUGGAUUUCAUACCUGAAGUUCCUAUAAGGCUGACAGAAAAACAAAACGACAUUGAAAUUCCUGUGGUCAUUACAGCAUCUGAUGACAGACUUGGGGGUGUAAUUGCAGCUGUAAAUAGUAUUCACCAAAACACCAAGUCCAAUGUGGUAUUCCAUAUUGUCACUCUGAAUGACACAGUGGACCAUUUGAGAUCAUGGCUUAGUAAAACUGGUCUGAAAAAUGUGAAAUACCAGAUUUUAAAUAUGGAUCCACAUAUGCUGAAAGGAAAAGUGCAGGUCUACCCGGAAGUUCCAGACUCCAUUAAACCUCUAACCUUUGCAAGAUUUUAUCUGCCUACCUGGGUCCCUAAUGCAGAUAAGGCCAUUUAUUUGGAUGAUGAUGUGAUUGUGCAAGAUGAUAUCCUUGAACUUUACAACACACCACUGCAGAAUGGCCAUGCAGCAGCAUUCUCAGAUGACUGUGAUUCUACUUCAAAUAAGUUUGCAGUUCGUGGAGCAGGAAACCAGUAUAAUUACAUUGGAUAUCUUGAUUAUAAAAAAGAAACCAUUCGAAAGCUGUCCAUGAAAGCAAGCACCUGCUCUUUCAAUCCAGGUGUCUUUGUUGCAAAUCUAACAGAAUGGAAACUACAGAACAUCACUAAGCAGCUGGAGAAAUGGAUGGUGAUUAAUGUUGUGGAGGAGAUAUACAGUAGGACUCUUGCAGGCAGUAUCACGGCACCCCCUCUACUCAUUGUUUUUUACAAGCGGCAUUCAAACAUUGAUCCUAUGUGGAAUGUACGCCAUCUUGGUUCUAGUGCUGGCAAAAGAUAUUCACCACAAUUUGUGAAAGCUGCCAAACUUCUCCAUUGGAAUGGACAUUUUAAACCCUGGGGAAGGACAGCUUCAUAUGCAGAUGUUUGGGAAAAAUGGUACAUUCCUGACCCUACUGGCAAAUUCAGUCUCAUCCGGAGACACACUGAUAUCUAUGAGGCAAAUUAAGGUGGAUUUAACACAUGUACCGAUAUUAUUCUCAGGAAACUUACCAGACCACAGAGUGAAGUCAGUAAUGUGACAUCCGCCCAGUUUGUAUUGAAAUAGCAUGCUUAAGGAAGAGACCACUUUGGGUAGGUAAUGGAUAUUGUUCCAGCGUGAGAAGCAGAGGAAUACUUCUUUGAACUGCAUUUGGGACUAGAUGGACUCUUCAUCAAUGACCUCCCAGGGAUGAAAUGUAUGUUAUGAAACAAACUGCACCCAGGAAUGAACCAUGACUACUACUGGGUGACUGCCGCAUGUCUUGCACAGCAACUUAAAUGUUUUGCGCAACUACUACCACUUUUCCCCAUUACUUUAACCUGUGAAUAUAAACUUUAUACUACACCUUU
This is a messenger RNA of Hemicordylus capensis (graceful crag lizard), 1739 nucleotides long. RefSeq names its product glycosyltransferase 8 domain containing 1 (gene GLT8D1). The transcript is spliced from 10 exons. Gene Ontology annotation, cellular component: Golgi apparatus. Bases 238 to 1356 code for a protein of 372 amino acids. The record is from RefSeq and is a predicted model, not a curated record. Gene Ontology annotation, molecular function: glycosyltransferase activity. NCBI's taxonomy places the organism in Eukaryota, Metazoa, Chordata, Lepidosauria, Squamata, Cordylidae.